This is a messenger RNA of Polistes canadensis, 2526 nucleotides long. RefSeq names its product putative mediator of RNA polymerase II transcription subunit 26. The record is from RefSeq and is a predicted model, not a curated record. NCBI's taxonomy places the organism in Eukaryota, Metazoa, Arthropoda, Insecta, Hymenoptera, Vespidae. Bases 306 to 2423 code for a protein of 705 amino acids. The transcript is spliced from 10 exons.
CUUACCUCUCACUAUUCGUCGAAUCGCCGAGCGAUCGACAUCAAGUAUUUUACACAUCACCUUUUCUCCAUAAUCAUCUUUUUUGAAUCGAUACAUACCUGUGUACAUACACACAUAUCCGCGCUCACGCACCCACACAAACAAAUACACGCAUUACUCAUACACAUACAUCUAUUACUUUUUUUGCUUCACCACCCUUUUGCACACAUACUUCGUUUAUUUGUUUGUUUUUUUUUUUUUUUUUAAUUUUUCCGUUGCUGUUUUAAUUAACAAAGGGUCAAUAAACUCGGUCCAAUAAGGAGAGGAUGGAGAAGGACCAGCCGGAUUCUUUGGCAACGGUUGCUGUCGUCUCGGAGAAGAUGCCCCAGACGCACAGUCAUUAUGCACCCAGUGAAGUCUAUUCUUCUACCGAACCACCACCAGCAUACAUGAGGCCACCGAUGAAAAGUACGGCGGUUCAGAUAGCAAGGAUCGCUGCUAUCACUUUGAUCACUAUUUCGAUUAUCCUUGGAAGCUUCAUUCUUGCUUCAUCUUGGAUUCAAGCACGUAUGUCUUGUACACCGGAAGCUAUAGCUGCUAUGCAAACUGAUAUGAAGUUUCAACAACAACAACUGCAACAGGGCGAAUUGUUGAAACAUCUACAACCGGAAGCUUUGGUUCAGGAUCCCAUAGAAGCCAGGGAGAGCUUACAAAAUCUUGCGGAAACGACUAAGAAGGAAAAUGAAAUAAAUACUAAAGAUAUUAAGAAUCAAAAGGAAGAUGACAAUGGUUCGAAAUCCGACAACGAAAAUGGCGAUCGUGACGAGGACGACGACGAUUACGAUGACGAUCAAUUUCCUCCCGUCCAUAUUAAACUUCCCCUCCAACUUGAUUUGGACGAUAUAGCUGGUGCUCUAAUACAACAAGCAAGAAGUAGAGUUUCCUGUGUAGUAGAAAGAAGAAGAGCUGAUGAAGUUAUGGACGGAACUAACGACAACGGAUUGGAUAACAGUACCGAUCCUCAACGUUUCCAAAGAUUAAGCGGUGAACGUGUUGCUAUACUGUGCGAAUCAGGCAAUCCUAAUCAGGAACAACAGGAGCAAGAAAUGCUUACUCCGAUCAUUGUUCCAUUAGGAACCGUACAAAUUCCCCUACAAUCUCAAGAACCUAAUCCAAAUUAUCAUCAGUAUCAAAUCCACACGCAGUAUCAAGUUCCUGACAUGCAACAAUUGCCGUUAAGUGAUCCACGAGGUUUAAAUCAUAUACCAGCUAAUGUACUUCCUGCCGAAUUACGCAAUCUUCCACAACUUACGAUGGAAAUGAGACCACCGCGAAUGGGCCCACAAAUUCCUUCUAUGAUGGGACCACAGCCUGGUAUAACAGGACCACAGAUCGAAAUGCGUCAAAUCCCGAUCGAAUUGCGUCACUUCCCAAUGGAUCCAGCAAGAAACAUGAGACCACCGAUGCCACAAGAACAACGUCAGGAACCGCACCAGAUACCUAUUAUGUAUCAACAACAACCCGAUCAAAAUCUUGAAAUGUAUGGUCAAGAACAACAGGGUGCGGCCAUGAUGCCACCACCGCCACCACCACCGCCGUCCCACAAUGAACAACAAAUUCCUGAACAAAGAGUAUUGCCCCAAAUGAUCGUACCGCAAACAGAACAAAGAAUGCCCAUGCAACCGCAAGUUGUACCAGAAAGACCGCAUUCCCCAUUCCAGGGUAUACCCAUUGAGAUUAGAAGGAUUAUUCAACAAGUACCUUUAGAAAUAAAGAACAUAAUCCAACAUAUUACUGGAGAAGCUCGGCCAGUACCGAUACAAGUAUCUGAAGGAACACGACGAGAGAAUGUACAAGAAUUCAAACCAUUCCCCGAAGGUGCACGACCCAUUAUACCAAUGGGAUCAUUCCCACUCCCGGUCGAAGUAAGAAAUCUUUUGGAGCAUGGUAAUAUCGAAGGACGAAGACGAGGAGAGGAUGCUUCCAGCGAGCAACAAGAAGCUAAACCGUUCCCAGGUCCCGAAGACGAGGGUGAAGAAGUUGAGAAAAACUUCCCUGUACCUGCUGAAAUUCGUAAUAUAAUACACCAAGUUGUAGAAGGACGUGCAUUCCCUGUACCAAGGUUCGCUUUACCAUUGAGACCUGUCGAAUCAUUGGAAGUGCCAGUCGAAGCUCGUGCCGAAGUUAGCGAUGGUCAAAUGCCCGAUCGGGAUUCGGAACAUCAACAACAGGAGCAACAACCAAUGCAUCCUGUUAUGCAACAGCAACAACAACAACAACAACAGCAGCAGCAGCAGCAACAACAGCAGCAACAGCAACAAGAACGGGAAGAAGAGAAUAGACCACAUUAUGUUCAACCACGUUCCGUACGUUCUAUUCCAGAACCUUUUGCUCAUCGUCGAGAAAAACGCGUACGUCGUUGCGCUUGUGAUUGCGCUUGCUAAUUUUGUCGAAUUUCACGAGCUUAAUUCGCUUUUUCUUCUUUCGGGGCUAAUUUAAAAAUUUUUAUUUCCAUCUAUCUCUUUCACCCUCUAACUCUUUUUCUCU